AUGGGGCCGCGGCGGGGCCCGGCGGCCGCGGCGGGGCCGGCCCGGCGCGGGGAGCGGUCCGGGCUCGGGGGGGCCCUGCUGCGGGCCGCCCUGCUCGGAGGGGUCCUGCUGGCGCCCACCCGCGCACACCCGGACCCGGACGGGGACGGGGCCGAGCCCUGCCGAGCCUGCCGCCGCCUCGCCGACAGCUUCAGCAGGGGCCUGGAGCGGACAGAGCACGAGGGCUUUGGCGGGGGCAACACAGCUUGGGAGGAGGAGAAGCUGGCCAAGUACCAGCAUAGCGAGACCCGUCUGCUGGAGGUGCUGGAGAGUGUCUGUGCCCCCUCAGACUUUGCCUGCAACCAGCUGCUGGAGCAGAGUGAGGAGCAAGUGGAGCAGUGGUGGUUCCACGAGCAGAAGCAGCAUCCAGACUUCUUCCAGUGGCUCUGCAUGGACAAGCUGGCACUCUGCUGCCCACCCGGCACCUACGGCCCCGACUGCCAGCCCUGCGCUGGUGGGCCCCAGCAGCCCUGCAGCGGCAACGGGAGAUGUGACGGCGAUGGCACCCGCCGCGGCACCGGCCUGUGCGUCUGCAACCGGGGCUACGGCGGCCCCUUCUGCGCUGAGUGCGGCGACGGCUACUACGAGGCCUCCCGGAACAAGAGCCACUUUGUCUGUGCCGAGUGCUACCGAGCGUGCGGGCGCUGCACAGGGCCGGAGGACUCCAGCUGCCUGCGCUGCAAGAGGGGCUGGAUGCUGCACGAGCACCGCUGCAUUGACAUCGAUGAGUGUGGCACGGAGAUGGCGCACUGCCGAGCCAACCAGUUCUGCGUCAACACAGAGGGCUCCUACGAGUGCCGAGACUGCUCCACGGCAUGCAUCGGCUGCAUGGGUGCCGGGCCGGCUCGCUGCAAGAAAUGCAACAAGGGCUACUGGCGGGAUGGGGCCAAGUGCCUGGAUGUGGACGAGUGUGCCAGUGCCGAGGAGCCAGUGUGCACGGGGGCACAGGAGGUGUGUGAGAACACAGAGGGCAGCUACCGCUGCGUCUGCGCCCGCGGCUACGUCCGCCGGGACGGGCAGUGUGUGGAGGACAAGCCCCCUGACGCCCCGGAGAAGGGCUUCUUUGAUGACGUGACGGAGGACGAGGUGGUGGUGCUGCAGCAGAUGUUCUUCGGCGUGAUGAUCUGUGCCCUCGCCACGCUGGCUGCCAAGGGUGACAUGGUCUUCACGGCCAUCUUCAUCGGGGCUGUGGCUGCCAUGGCCGGCUACUGGCUGUCCGACCGCAGCGACCGUGUCCUCGACGGCUUCAUGAAGGGCAGAUAGCUCUGGGGCUGCCAGGCGCGGGGGGAGGCUCGGCCCGGGGUGUGGGGUGCCCUCUUGGGCAGGGGCUGACUGCUGAGGCCACAUCCUGCACGCGGUGCUGUGCCCUGCAUGCGUCCCCCAGCCUCCUCUUAGCCCUGUAGAAUGAACUGGGAGUGUCUGAUACCACACAGUCCCCUCCAGCCAGAGUGGUGAUGUCAGGCAGUGUGGCACCGUGGUAAGGGGCACAGCAUGCUGCCCCCAGCCCCUCUGUGCUUUGGGGGAGAGGCCUAGCACUGGGGUGGGGGCAGCUCUGGCACUGCCAGGAUGCUGGGGUGGUGAUGUCACUUAGGCUGGGGGCUACUGGCCCCACAGGACCUUGUGUUCCCUCGCUCAGAUGAGACCAUUCCCUGUGGGGCAGUGUGGGGUUGGAUCCCCCUGCUCUGCCCUGAGCCAUGGGGCUGGGAGAGCUGCCCCCUGCCCCCUCCUCCCACUGUGUCCCUGGGUAGAGCCCAUCUCUCCCAGGCUGGGAGGGCCAGGGCUCCCGCAGGGCAGAGGCGGGGGGCCCUUGCUGCUGGCAGGGUGCUGUGCUGCUGGGGGGGGGGGCCCACUGGAUGCAUGAGCGUGGCCAUUGCAUUUGUCUGUGGUUUGUCCAUCCAGGUGUGCCCAUCUGUCUGUCUGUCCAUAUCUCAGGAAAUAAAGCUCUGCACACCCA
Molecule: messenger RNA, 1993 nt
Organism: Colius striatus (speckled mousebird)
Lineage: Eukaryota; Metazoa; Chordata; Aves; Coliiformes; Coliidae
Gene: CRELD1
Product: cysteine rich with EGF like domains 1
Exons: 10
Coding region: 1-1302 (433 amino acids)
Molecular function (GO): calcium ion binding
Source: RefSeq, a predicted model, not a curated record